UCAUACCGUAGCAUUGGAAAAGGACUUGUAAAUUGGUUUUUUUUUUCUCUUUGCAUUGAAAGUUUUAAGAUUUGCCGAAAAAAGUCAUCUUCGUCUUUAGUUAAUAAAGUUUUAAAAUGGAAACGAUUAGACUUAUCAAAUUGUUCUAAUGUUCGACGGUACUUCGGAACUGUAUAAAUGAGAAUAAUUAAUGUUCGUGUGUUACAGUUGUUUGUUGUGAAAUUCCUUCUAUACAAAAGUACAUGGGGUGAAAAAACUGAAAACUAUUUCAUCGAUAAGGAAACUAUUUGUCAGGAUUCUAUGUACAUAUAUAAAAUAAACGCGUGCCCGCCGUUCAACGGUAUACAUUGUAGUAUAGCAUCGAAAAUAAUGAACAGAAGUCAUACAAGGAUCUGAGAUAUACCCCCUAAAUCAAAAGAAAAAAGAAAGAAAAAGCAACAACAACAACAACAACGGAAAACUCAUAUCAAUAAUCGCGUUACCCACCCCUCUUUAUUAAUGUUAAAUGUCUCUGAUGCAUGUUUUAUUUUAUUUUAUUUAACUUAUUGAAUCGAUCUAACAAUUUUUUUUUCUGUUUUGUAUAUUCUGUUCAUAAAACCGAAAUAAAAUGUAUGGAAUUCAUGUUAUUUUGUCCGGAUAGUACUAUCGUGUCGUGAGGGAAGGAAGCCUGUGUGUAUUGCCUGUUAAACGGCUUUGUAAAUUAUUAUUUUUUAUUGGCAUUCCGUAUAUAAAAGCCAAACAAAAUUACCGAAAAUAUUUUAUUGUGAAAAUCGUAAACAAGAUUCUUAUUGUUGUUAUUUAAUGCAAGUGAAUCGAAGUAUCAUUUUAUUGGUCCAAUUAUGCCGAUGAAGCCGAAAAAUCAGGAUAAGAAUGACAAAAUGUCUGAAAUUGAUGACAAAAUCUUGAAAAAUUUCGACAUCAAAAAGAGACUGGGUAAGGGUGCAUAUGGUAUCGUAUGGAAGGCAACGGACAAACGAACUCAACAAAUUGUGGCUGUGAAAAAAAUUUUCGACGCAUUUCGAAACGAAACGGAUGCUCAGCGUACAUUCAGGGAAAUAAUGUUUUUAACCGCUUUUCGAAAUCAUCCAAAUGUAAUACAGUUACAAAGCAUUCACCGAGCAUUCAAUAACAUGGACAUUUAUUUAUCAUUUGAGUGUAUGGACAGUGAUCUGCAUAAUGUCAUCAAACGCGGAUCAAUACUAAAGGAUAUUCAUAAACGAUACGUGAUGUAUCAACUGUUGAAUGCAAUGCUAUACAUUCACUCAGGAAAUGUUUGUCACAGGGACAUGAAGCCUAGCAACUGUUUGAUUGAUAGCAAGUGCAGGUGUAAAAUAGCCGAUUUUGGACUAGCAAGAUCUGUAUCGCAGAGUCAGAGCGGACGAGAAAAUGACGAAGUAGAAUUAUGCUUAACCGACUACGUUGCAACAAGAUGGUAUCGAGCUCCCGAACUUUUAGUAGCGAGUAAGAAGUACACUUUAGGCAUUGACAUGUGGAGUUUAGGUUGCAUUUUGGGUGAGAUGAUUCGUGGGAAACCAUUGUUUCCUGGAAGCUGUUCCGUUAAUCAGGUGGAACGAAUAGUAGCUGCCAUCCCUAACAUUACCGAAGAGGAUGUGAAAUCAGUCGGCGCUGGAUUCGGUUCGUCUUUGCUUAGUAAGUCCAACUCAAAAUUAGAGUUUCCGAAUCUGGAUGAUCUCCUCAUUGGCUCGCCUGACGAUGCCAGGCAGCUGGUGAAAUCGUUACUGGUGCUAGAUCCAAUCAAAAGGUUGUCAGCGAAACAAGCUUUACACCAUAAAUAUGUGGAAAAAUUUCGAUAUAAAUUACCCGAAUUGGAGCUGAAUCAGGACAUUAUACCAGUGUUUCGGGAUGAUGUACAAUUAUCUGUUACCGAAUAUCGCACGAAAUUGUACGACAUUAUGACGGCAAAUGAAAAGAUCAGCGGAACCAGCAACAAAUUGGAUAAAAGGGACAUAGAACAAUUGGAAGCAACCUUGACAGUAACUGGGGCGCAAAGAAGAACACACUUAACGAAAGUCUUUGAAACGAAUGGCAAAAUGGAAAAGAAAUUAAUUUCGAACAGCGAUAUCAAACAAGCAAAUUUACGAAAAAUUUCGAAAAAACCGUCCGAAUCAUUGUUACAGAACCUUUGUUCACGUGUGAGUACCUCAACAAAGAGUAUUCUACCCAAAUCGGAUCAACGAAUCUCCAGAGAACAGUACAUUAAUCACACAACACAAAUCCAAAAUGGCAGAAGUGUUUCUCAGCUGGGCAAUCGUUCGUCCGGGGAGUUCAGUAAGCUGAAUGUUGCAGUUCUCCGUAAAGCUAGCUUGGACAAUCCAGAUAGCCGACAGUCAUUCGAUAGUGGCCUGAACACCGAUCCGAGUAGAAAUAAUCGAUCGUCGCCAGAGGAUGAUUUACGAAAUGGAUCGCUGACAAAAAUGAUACCAUCGAUGAGUAAACAGAAGAUCAUGCAGAUUUUGCAGAAUCGAGCCAACAGCAUUAGCCAGGAAAAAUAUCGAAAGAAUUCGCUGGACAAAGUUAAGAAACCGAGAACGAAUUCAGAGUUUCGCGACAAGUCGUCCCAUCUGAAUCCGGAGGAAUAUUAUGAGGCAAAGUUGAAGAAUUUGGAAGAUCGUAUACGGAAGCACAAUAAUAACGUCAAGUCAUUCAAUUGUGGAGCGGAAAAAGUCAGUAUGUCCAACGAUGUUUUCAAGAAAAAAUCACAGCACAUUAAUGAUGGAACGAGAACCAUAAGGCCGUUCAUCACACGCACGAAAUCAGAAUCGAAGAAUACGGGUGCCAGUAACGUUAAGAUACCAGUUAAGAUUAUUUUAAGCGGAUAUACACCAUCCGAUGAGGGAUAUUGUGGCAGAUAUAGUAAAGACUCGAGCAAUUACGGAGUUAUUAGGGCCACCGAUCUGUACAAAUUAAAGUCCUCAGAGUUGUUGUGAUAAUGGAUAGUUGUCUUUUCUGUUCCAUUUCGUUCUUAAAUUUCGGGUCAUUUUGUGAAGUGUUUCUAAUGAAAAUAUUUUUGUAUGACAUGCGAUAUUUUGACUUAUUGUGCAAUAAAACGAAAAUUUUCAUC
Messenger RNA from Bradysia coprophila, 3082 nucleotides. RefSeq names its product Extracellularly regulated kinase 7 (gene Erk7). NCBI's taxonomy places the organism in Eukaryota, Metazoa, Arthropoda, Insecta, Diptera, Sciaridae. Gene Ontology annotation, molecular function: MAP kinase activity; ATP binding. The record is from RefSeq and is a predicted model, not a curated record. Gene Ontology annotation, biological process: protein phosphorylation.